CGCAUGCGUGCUCAGAGGGGGCGGGGUUCCUUGGCCGGUGACCGGAGAGAAGGUACAGAUCCAAAGAGAGACAACAGAUGCCUUGUCUGGCCCUGUCUGGCCGUGAUAUCCGAAGCUGAGAUGGCGAGUGAAGUCGGUCCUGAGAGUGAAGAGGCGGCCUCCUCGCCCCGAGGAGGGUUUGGGGAAGGCCUGGCCCAGGCCCUGGAGGCUUCACUCCCCAGACUGUCCUGCCUAGACCUGGACAAGGACAUGGAGUUCAGAAGCGAGCUGAUCGAUGACAAGGAGUUUGAUAUUCCUCAGGUGGACACCCCUCCCACCCUAGAAAGCAUACUCAAUGAGACCGAUGAUGAAGACGAGUCCUUUGUUCUCGAGGAUCCCACUCUGUUAAAUAUCGACACUUUUGACACCCACUCCUAUGACACAUCGUCAGUGGCGAGCUCAGACAGUGGUGACCGAACCAAUCUGAAAAGGAAGAAGAAACUUCUUGACUCUUUUUCACUCCAUGGCUCAGUCAUGCGGCAUUCGCUUCUGAAGGGGAUCUCGGCGCAGAUUGUCUCAGCAGCUGACAAAGUUGACGCUGGUUUGCCCACUGCAAUAGCGGUGUCCAGUCUGAUUGCUGUGGGGACUUCUCAUGGAUUGGCCUUAAUCUUUGAUCAGAACCAAGCCCUGCGCCUCUGCCUGGGCAGCACCAGCGUCGGGGGACAGUACGGGGCCAUCUCUGCUCUCAGCAUCAACCACGACUGCUCCAGACUUCUCUGUGGCUUUGCCAAGGGCCAGAUGACCAUGUGGGACUUGGCCAGCGGAAAGCUCUUGAGAUCAAUAACAGAUGCUCACCCCCCAGGAACAGCCAUUCUGCACAUUAAGUUUACAGAUGACCCGACUCUCGCCGUCUGCAAUGACAGCGGAGGUUCUGUGUUUGAGCUGACAUUUAAGCGAGUGAUGGGAGUGAGAACCUGUGAAUCCCGGUGUCUGUUCAGUGGGUCCAAGGGCGAAGUUUGCUGUAUCGAGCCUCUUCAUUCCAAGGCCGAGCUCAAGGAUCACCCCAUCACCCAGUUUUCCUUACUGGCCAUGGCAUCCUUAACUAAAAUAUUGGUCAUUGGACUGAAACCGUCUCUGAAAGUGUGGAUGACUUUUCCCUAUGGACGGAUGGAUCCCUCCAGCGUUCCGCUGCUGGCCUGGCAUUUUGUGGCAGCCAAUAAUUAUGUGAACCCCACGCUGGCCUUUUGCAGAGGAGACGUCGUUCACUUUCUGUUGGUUAAAAGAGAUGAAUCAGGUGCCAUACAUGUCACUAAACAAAAGCAUCUGCACCUGUACUAUGAUCUCAUCAACUUCACUUGGAUCAAUUCUCGGACAGUCGUGCUCCUGGACAGUGUGGAGAAGCUGCAUGUGAUUGAUCGGCUGACGCAGGAGGAGCUUGAGACGGUGGAAAUUUCCGAGGUGCAGCUGGUCUACAACAGCAGCCACUUCAAGUCCCUGGCCACAGGAGGCAACGUCAGCCAGGCCCUGGCUCUUGUUGGAGAAAAAGCCUGUUAUCAGUCCAUCAGUAGUUAUGGCGGUCAAAUCUUUUAUUUAGGGACAAAAUCUGUUUACGUGAUGACGUUGAGGAACUGGAGAGAGAGAGUGGACCAUCUCCUGAAGCAGGAGUGUCUGACAGAGGCCCUGGCUCUCGCCUGGUCUUUCCAUGAAGGGAAGGCCAAAGCUGUCGUAGGCUUGUCGGGGGACGCAAGUAAACGGAAGGCUGUCGUUGCCGAUCGGAUGGUUGAAAUCCUCUUCCACUGUGCAGACCGAGCUUUGAAAAAAUGCCCAGACCAGGGUAAAAUCCAGGUGAUGGAGCAGCAUUUUCAGGACACGGUGCCCGUUGUCGUCGAUUACUGCCUUCGGCUGCAGCGCAGGGAUCUCUUAUUUAGCCAGAUGUAUGACAAAUUCAGUGAGAAUUCCGUGGCCAAGGGGGUCUUCUUGGAGUGCCUGGAGCCUUACAUUUUAAGUGACCAGCUGGUGGGAAUCACAGCCCAGGUGAUGAAGGAUUUGCUCAUUCACUUCCAAGAUAAAAAGCUGAUGGAAAAUGUGGAGGCCCUGAUUGUGCAUAUGGACAUCACCAGCCUGGACAUACAACAGGAUGCCUCUGGCUUGGUCACCACAUUCAGAUCCAGGGUCAUCUGCUCAUUUUUGCAGGUUGUUCUCAUGUGCUGGGAGAAUCGCCUCUAUGACGCCAUGAUCUAUGUCUACAACAGGGGCAUGAAUGAAUUCAUCAGUCCAAUGGAGAAACUUUUCAAGGUCAUUGCUCCUCCUCUGAGUGCAGGGAAGUCUCUGACAGAUGAGCAGGUUAUUAUGGGCAACAAGCUUCUGGUCUACAUAAGCUGCUGCCUGGCAGGUCGUGCUUAUCCCCUGGGGGACAUCCCCGAGGACCUGGUGCCCUUGGUUAAAAACCAGGUCUUUGAGUUUCUGAUCCGCCUGCAUUCUGCGGAGGCGUCCUCUGAGGAAGAGAUCUACCCUUAUAUCUGCACUUUGCUUCACUUUGACACCAGGGAAUUCCUGAACGUCCUUGCCCUGACUUUUGAAGAUUUUAAAAAUGACAAGCAGGCUCUGGAAUACCAGCAGCGGAUCGUGGACAUCUUGCUGAAGGUCAUGGUGGAAAAUUCAGAUUUUACUCCUUCCCAAGUCGGGUGUCUCUUCACCUUCCUCGCCCGACAGCUCGCCAAGCCCGACAAUACGCUCUUUGUGAACAGGACACUUUUUGACCAGGUCCUCGAGUUCCUCUGCAGCCCCGAUGACGACUCCCGGCACGCGGAGAGGCAACAGGUCCUCCUUGAAUUGCUCCAGGCUGGAGGGAUCGUGCAGUUUGAGGAGAGCCGGCUCAUCCGGAUGGCAGAGAGAGCUGAGUUCUACCAGAUUUGUGAGUUUAUGUAUGAACGAGAACACCAGUAUGACAGGAUUAUUGACUGCUACCUCCGGGACCCGCUGAGAGAGGAAGAGGUCUUUAACUACAUUCAUAACAUCUUGUCCAUUCCUGGGCACAGCCCGGAGGAGAAGCAGUCCGUGUGGCAGAAGGCCAUGCUGCACAUUGAGGAGCUCGUGUCUCUGAACCCUUGCAAGGCAGCAGAGCUGGUGGCCACCCACUUCUCCGGACAAGUUGAGGCCGUCAUUCACAAACUCCAGAAUCCAUUUUUGCUUUUCCAGUUUCUGAGGAGCCUGCUUGACCCGAGGGAAGGUAUUUCCAUGAACCAAGAGUUGCUCCAGGCAGCCCCUUGCAUCACGGAGCAGUUCAUUGAGUUGUUAUGUCAAUAUAACCCUCACCAAGUGAUUGACACUCUGCAAGUCCUUGAGUCCUACCGGCUUGAAGAGACCAUUCAGAUUACCCAGAAGUACCAGCUGCUUGAAGUGUGUGCCUACCUCUUAGAGAAGAAAGGGGAUGUUCACGGUGCUUUCCUAAUAAUGCUUGAGAGACUACAAAGCAGGCUCCAGGAGUUUACAAAGGAAAGUGAAAAUGUGAGAGAGGCUGCCUCAUUCAAGGAUGUGGAAGAGAUCUUGGUAGAGACAAUCGCCCUCUGCCAAAGGAAUUCACAGAGUUUAAACCAGCAACAGCGAGAGGCUCUCUGGUUUCCACUGUUGGAGGCGAUGAUGGCCCCUCAGAAGCUGUCCAGCUCGUCCGCUCCACCUCGACAUGCAGAAUCUCUGAAGUCUCUGACCAUGCAGGUGCUGAACAGCAUGGCGGCCUUCAUCGCUCUGCCAUCCAUCUUGCAGCGAAUCCUGCAAGAUCCAGUUUAUGGAAGAGGAAAACUUGGCGAGAUCCAAGGACUCAUCCUGGGAAUGUUGGACACCUUUAACUAUGAACAAACACUCCUGGAAACGACCACCAGCCUCCUGAACCACGACCUGCACUGGUCACUCUGUAACCUGAGGGCGUCGGUCACGCGAGGGUUAAACCCGAAGCAGGAUUACUGUUGCAUCUGCCUGCAGCAGUACAGGCGGCGCCAGGAGGUGGCCGACGACAUCAUUGUCUUCAGCUGUGGCCACCUCUAUCACUCCUUGUGCCUGCUCAACAAAGAGUGCGCCGUGGGCACGGGGAGCCAGGCCAGGUGGAUGUGCUAUCGGUGCAAUUCAAGCAACAAAAUAGGGAAGCUCGAUGAGAACGCCUCUGACGUGAAGAAAGGACAGCUCGCCCAGACGCAGGUGAAGAUGUCUCCUUCCUGCUCUUCACCCCGAGGAGAGUCUGCUGCCAAAAAGACCCUGUCAGAACCAGGACUGGAUCCCCAGCAGACCCAGGCUUUCGACCAGCUCUGCCGCCUUUACCGGGGAACCUCCAGGCUGGCGCUCCUAACUGAGCUCUCUCAGAACCAAAGCAGUGACAGUCAGCGGCUCCUGGGGGUGUCCAAGAGCAGCCCCGCCCUCCACAGCAUCUUCCAGAAUGAGAACUUCCAGCUGCACCUGACCCCUCCUCCAUUGACCGAGGACUGAGGAUGUCCGCGUCCUGGGCCACCGAGAAAGCGCCUCAAAGGAGCCCCAGCACCCCGUGACCUCCUGGUGGCUGUGAGGCCCAGGCCCUGCAGAGAUCACCCUCAUCCCUCCUGUGCUGGCUUUGGCUCACUGGUUCUGUCUGUUGUUGGUUUACUCACCGUCACACAUCUCCCGCUGCAUUCCUCGGAACCGAUGGAUCAGCACAGAGACUCCAGCUCCACAUGACGUUCUCCUUCUCUUGGUGGAGGGCAGCGGGGCCCCAGGAGCCCCAGAGUUCCCAUCGGAGAUUCCUGCUUCGGGUCUAGGAUGCAGCAUUGUGGGUCCUCGGGGCUGUCCGCCGACGAGACCCAGAACUGCCCCCGAGCCCAAGCCUUCAACAGGCGGGCGCGCGAGGGAGCGCCACGCAGAAAGAAAGCAGCCACUCCCCUGGGCACAUAUGUCACCCUGAAUGGGGUCCAAAGUACCAUGAAGAGGAGGGGGUGGCUGGCACAGCCUGCAAAGGUCAGGAGACACAAAACUGGCUCUCAUUGGGUUUCAGCCCCUCCGGCCCCGUCACAAUAAAUGUCCCUCUAACUCUGGGCA
Molecule: messenger RNA, 5037 nt
Organism: Vombatus ursinus (common wombat)
Lineage: Eukaryota; Metazoa; Chordata; Mammalia; Diprotodontia; Vombatidae
Gene: VPS8
Product: VPS8, CORVET complex subunit
Exons: 47
Coding region: 4-4455 (1483 amino acids)
Biological process (GO): endosomal vesicle fusion; protein targeting to vacuole
Cellular component (GO): late endosome; HOPS complex; early endosome
Molecular function (GO): protein binding
Source: RefSeq, a predicted model, not a curated record